Messenger RNA from Cuscuta epithymum, 2088 nucleotides. Lineage: Eukaryota; Viridiplantae; Streptophyta; Magnoliopsida; Solanales; Convolvulaceae. The record is from the annotation of a GenBank genome assembly.
UCACAAAUAAAACCAGGCCGGUUACGUUUCCAAUGAUGACUUUAUUUAUUUAUGAAGAAACGAAAACAAGGAAAAACAGGGUAACUUUAUUUGUCUACCCAAGCCAGGCCAGGCACUGCACAUAAAAGCGUGAAUGCUUUGGAUCAACAUUCAAAAGUGAAAAGUCUAUUUCAUCUUCAUAUAGAUUUCUGACAAAUUAAAACCAAAAUCCCACUGGAAAUUGAUCCACAUGGUAUUGCAGGUUUAGAAACAUCGCCCAAAACCCACUUUUUCCAGAUCAUCUGUUCCUGAAAUCAAAGUCCAUAGAAAAAAAUGGGCGUCCGCUGCUCAAAGGUCCCUUUUAGCAGCUGGUGGAAUUCCAGCCUCAAGCCUUCUUCUCAUCUCCUGGAUUCACCAGACCUGGAGAAUGCAGAGGAGGGGAUCAUGGGUGGGCCCAGCUUUACUGGGUUCAGCCUGGAGGAGCUGAGGGAGGCGACGAAUGGGUUCUCGUCGGAGAAUAUAGUGUCGGAGCACGGAGAGAAAGCUCCCAAUGUGGUGUUCAAAGGGAAGCUGAAGAAUGGUCAACGGAUUGCGGUCAAGCGCUUCAAUAAAUCUGCUUGGCCUGAUUCCCGGCAAUUCAAGGAUGAAACGAAGGCAGUGGGGAGUCUCAGAAGUGAGAGGCUGGCAAAUCUGAUCGGAUAUUGCUGUGAAGGGGAAGAGAGACUGCUAGUAGCUGAUUUCAUGCCUAAUCAGACCCUUGCAAAGCAUUUAUUUCACUGGGAGAGUGAGCCAAUGAAAUGGGCAAUGAGAUUGAGGGUAGCCUUAUACUUGGCGCAAGCUUUGGAGUAUUGCAGAAGCAAGGGUAGAGCAUUAUAUCAUGAUCUGAACGCUUACAGAGUGCUGUUUGAUCAGGAUGGCAAUCCCAGGCUCUCCUGCUUUGGCCUAAUGAAGAAUAGCAGAGAUGGAAAAAGUUAUAGUACAAACCUUGCAUUCACCCCUCCAGAGUACAUGAGGACAGGAAGAAUGAUGCCUGAAAGUGUGGUUUACAGCUUUGGAACUAUGUUGCUUGACCUUCUCAGUGGCAAACAUAUUCCUCCGAGUCAUGCACUAGAUUUAAUCCGUGAAAAGAAUUUCCGGAUGUUGAUGGAUUCCUGCCUGGAAGGUCAUUUUUCUAAUGAUGAUGGAACUCGGCUAGUUAAUUUGGCCACAUGUUGUUUGAAUUAUGAAGCGCGAGAAAGGCCAAAUACAAAGUCUCUUAUUGAAUCUCUUAUGCCCCUCCAAAAGGAAUCAACGGUACCAUCAUACAUCUUAUUGGGUGUUCCUGAAGGAGCUGCUACCCCAUCAGAAGCACUUUUGUUGACACCAAUGGGUGAAGCCUGCUUGAGAGUAGAUCUCACAGCAUUUCAUGAAAUAUUGGAGAACGCUGGAUACAAACAUGAUCAAGGAAUAGAGAAUGAGCUAUCUUUCCAAGUAUGGACAGAUCAAAUGCAAGAAUGCCUAAAUUUUAAGAAGCAAGGCGACUCAGCUUUUCGAGCCAAGGAUUUUGAAAAAGCCAUUGAUUGUUACACACAGUUUAUUGAUGGUGGUAGCAUUGUGUCACCAACAAUUUAUGUGAGACGAUGCAUAUCUUAUUUGAUGAGCGACAACGCACAAAAAGCUAUCGGAGACGCGCUGCAAGCUCAAGAAGUUUCGCCGGAAUGGCCAACUCCUUUCUACCUACAAGCAACUGCUCUUUUCAGUCUGGGGAUGGAAAAUGAAGCCCAAGAUGCACUUAAAAGAGCCACCAAUUUGGAAACUAAAAGGAGCAAAAAUUAGAAGCAUUACAUACUUUCAUUUUCUUGAUGUUUAUUCUUAAAGAUCUCUUGUAUUUAUUCCCAUAAAUCUCUUUUUCAACUUGGAAAGAAUAUCAUAGGACAAGUUGAAAAUAGCAAACACUUCUUGACAAGCAAUCCAUGCCUAUGUAGCUACAUUGUGCGUAUAGUAUUGUUUCCUAUCAUCUACUUCCUUUUGUUCACUGUUUUCAAUAAUUAACAAAAAUUGUGUAGAUGUUCAUCUGGUUUCUUGUGUCCCUAUAUAGUGCCAUUUAUGGAAUAAUUUGACAAGAGUAGG